Mercurialis annua (annual mercury) is the source of this 761-nucleotide messenger RNA. RefSeq names its product auxin-responsive protein SAUR21-like. Bases 327 to 614 code for a protein of 95 amino acids. Lineage: Eukaryota; Viridiplantae; Streptophyta; Magnoliopsida; Malpighiales; Euphorbiaceae. Gene Ontology annotation, biological process: response to auxin. The transcript has a single exon. The record is from RefSeq and is a predicted model, not a curated record.
AUUAAUUGUCUCCACCAUGUUCAAUAUCAAGAUCAGCUAUGGUAUCAUUUCAAAUCUUUUGCUGCCCUUCAAUUUGUUUAAUAGACAUAAAUGUAGGUCAUGGAGGUAUUAUAACCAGCAGACAAUGCCACAUGACCCUUAAAUGGCUUAUGUCCUAACCAAUUCGUUUUGAACCACUCACUCAUAUCUUCCAUAUACUUACUCAUCAUCUAUAUAUAUAUCUCUACACUUUGAAACCUCUAGCAAACUCAACCAUACACAGCAAUACCAUUCACUUAAACUACAGAGUUAAACCUCUCAACAUUCUUUACAUCCAAAGAAUCAGCAUGGCUAGACAUCUUGCAUCUAUUCUCACCAAGCAAAUUCUUCGCAGAUCUGCAAACAAAGCUCACUCAACAUCUUCAAAUGUGCUAAAAGGUUUCCUAGCAGUUUACGUCGGAGAGACGGAGCAAAAGAGAUUUGUAGUUCCAGUGUCCUAUCUUAAUCAGCCUGCAUUUCAAGACCUUCUAACCAAAGCAGAAGAACAGUUUGGUUAUGAUCAUCCAAUGGGCGGUUUGACAAUCCCUUGCAGAGAAGAUACUUUCAUUAAUGUCACUUCUAGCUUGAAUAGAUAAUUAGAUUCAGAUGCCAAAACUAAUGUAGUAUCACAUAGAAACAAUUUUGUUAUAGCAAAAUAACAAGUCAAUGUAAAUAUAAAAUAGUUCUUUUUAUACAGAAACAUUUUUUCUUAUCAAAUGAGGAAUGUUAUUGCAUUUUGUGAA